GAGAAAAUAGUCAAAUGAGCAUGCGCGUCAGCUUUGUAUCCAGGAGUCUAAUAGGUGACCAGACGCUUCUCGUUUGGAGGCAUCACAUGUUUGUGCGCACAGCGGAGUCUCGAUACAUUUAAGGCAGAGGGUUGGGGAUAGGACAAGCUGUUGAGAGAAGAAGAGGUUCGAGCUCAGUUAGUCUAUUUUCCUCAACAAUUUUCCUCUUGGAGCUGCGAACAUGCGCGUCAUUUUAACUGUUUUUGUUCUGGUCUGCGCCUGCAUCACUCAUCCAACCGAUGGACGCAAAACAUAUGGAGAUAUGUUUUCCCAUAAGCAUUCUUUAACAAGGAAGCUUCCGUUUCCAAUUCCUCCAAUUCCCGGAUGGGACCCAGACAGCAACCCAUGGGACGAUUACCUCUAUCCACCACUGGACUCAAAGCUGAGAGAGCUCACACAUCACAGAGGUAAACCCAAAGUCCGCCUGACCAGUGACAGUCCGGCUCUCAAUGGCUCAUGCAUCACCUUCACAGCCAAGCUGGAGUAUCCUCCCUGCCAGAAGGAGGAUGAUAAUGGAGACCUCGUGUGGGAUGAGCACUGUGAGGAUGGUACGGAGCUGGAGGCUUCAGCUAAUGGACAAGUUCGCUCUGGUUACGUCUACAACUGGACAUCCUGGUUGGACGACUAUGGCUUUGGGAAGUGCAUUGACAAAACUAAAUGUAAUGUAUUCCCUGAUGGCAAGCCCUUCCCCCAGAGCAACGACUGGAGGCACAAGAGUUACGUCUACGUCUGGCACACAAUGGGACAGUACUAUGAAACGUGUGAUGGCUCCUCAUCCAGUGUGACCAUAAACACCACCAACAUCCCUCUGGGAGCUGAAGUCAUGGAGGUCUUGGUCUACAGGCAGCGGGAGCGCAGGAAAUACAGCCCCCUCACUACCGACAACAGUGUCUACUUCGUAACAGAUAAGAUCCCAGUAGUAGUCGACAUCUUCCAGAAGUCUGCGGUUAACCAGUCUGCAAAUGUGUUCAUCCGUGGCGAGGACGUGGUCUUCACGGUUCACCUUCAUGACCCUAGCAACUACCUGAAAACUGCAGCAGCCAUUGACUACAUCUGGGACUUCAGAGACGGCAACCAGCUGGUAACGCACAGAGACCUGACCACACACACCUACACAUCGCUGGGGAAGAUGAGUGUAAAGUUGGUGGUGGAGGCAGCGUUCCCUGUUGAGUGUCCCCCAGCGUCUGCCACCUCAUCUCCACCUCACACAGACACUCCAACCCCGGCUCCUGCCAGUCACGUUGUAACAACUAAGAUAAGGACCACAACAGCUCCACUAAGCACCAGCCAGCCCUUUCUGUCAUCCUCCACCACCUCCAUGACCACUGGGUUGCCGAGCACAGAGCCCCUACCCCCCACUGAGUCCAUCUCCACCACCACCAUGCCAUGGCUGCGCACCAAGCGACUCAACUCCAAUCAGUGUUUACGGUACGCCUAUGGGACCUUCACAGGAAACAUUACCAUUGUUGAGCCAAAGCACCCACUGAAGAGCUGGCCAAACAGUCGCAUUGUGGACGUGUCUGCUGCAAGAGUGACCAACACUGAGGUCAACUUUGUGGUAAAAUGUUUGGGCAGCAUCCCCACCUCAGCCUGCACCAUCGUCUCCGACCCCAGCUGCACCCAGGUGCGUAACAUCAUGUGUGAUGAUGUGCCGCCUUCGUCAGAUUGCCAGGUGAAUUUGAGGCGGCGGUUUCUGGAACCUGGCACCUACUGUGUUAACAUCACCCUGGAGAACUCCAGCAGCAUGGCGCUCGCUAGCACCAUCGUCACCAUCAGCAAGGCCCAGGACCCGCCCGCUCACAAGCCUGCGAGUUCUGCUGGGGCGGUUCUUUCAUCAGCCGCUGUGUUAUUGGCCAUCUUUGGAUUUGUUGCAUAUCUAAUCUACAAGCGUCACAAAGUCUACCGGCCCAUCCGAAGGACACAGGUGGAGGAGAACUGUGGCCACGCCGGAGCAGCAGGUCACAUGGUCCGGCUGAGAGAAGCUCUCUUCCCCUCCAGUGAAGAGAGCCGUCACCUGCUGACAGAGAGACACCCUGCGUAACACUGUUAACAAGGUUGUCUAUAAAAAGACAACAUUGCAAUGCUGAACGUGGCAUAGUAAAGGCAACUCCUAAAUCAAUAGGAAUAAUUUUUCAGAAAUUAUACUAAUAUCCCAAUUGUAUCUGGAGUUGCGGGUUCAAGUGAAAGUCUUUAACGCUACAGUCAUGUGAUUUUUCGGAUGAUUUGUUCGAGACUCUUAAAUUUGUGACCAUUCUAACUGAUUUUAUGUAGAGAUCUAACAUACUUGUCUAAUUAUAACUUUUUCUUCCCUUUUUUUGUGUUAAGAGUAUUUUGCAGUAGGUUGUUCUCCUUGUCUUGCCUUUAUAGCAGUAGGACCAAUUAUGAGUCCACAUUAAUUAUGAUAUCUGCAAUAUUUUUUAGAUCAGUAUCUCAAGACUAAUUAUAAACAAGCAUUUCAUAGUUUGAUGAGCUGUCUUUAAUAAAGAUUGAACUAACAGAC
Messenger RNA from Oryzias latipes (Japanese medaka), 2539 nucleotides. RefSeq names its product glycoprotein (transmembrane) nmb (gene gpnmb). Gene Ontology annotation, molecular function: integrin binding. Lineage: Eukaryota; Metazoa; Chordata; Actinopteri; Beloniformes; Adrianichthyidae. Gene Ontology annotation, cellular component: plasma membrane. The record is from RefSeq and is a predicted model, not a curated record. Gene Ontology annotation, biological process: cell adhesion.